AGCGUUCCCAGCUUGUCCCUCCACCAGCGGCGCAUUCGUGGCCUGUUUCGGACUUACUUUUGACCGCAGUCCUCCCUCUUUCUGCUCUUAGACCAAACCAAAGAGUACCAGUCGCCCGACGGCGGCCCUGCAUCCAAGGAUCGUCGCGCCCAAUCACCGCACAGCGCCGAAGCUAACGUCCACCAUGGACAGAGCGCACGAGAGCUUCUUGCCGUAUUCGUGGCACCAGUCUCACGACCAAGCUACAGUAUUGCUUUAUGUACCAUAUGAAACAGAGGGGGAUGAUGUCGAGGUGAAAUUCGAACGUAAUUACCUCGUCGCAGGAGUGAAGAGACAGCCAGCUGUGGUCAAGGGUCGCCUAUACGGCUCAAUAGAUGUAGCGCACUCAUCGUGGCAACUUGAACCCCGAGCAUCGUCGCGGCUCUCAGCCAGAGAGCGAACAACGUCUACCACGUCGACUACCUCCACUCAAUCAUCCUUCGCUUUGAUAUCCGAACCAGAAAUAUCGAGCAGCUUUGCAGCAUCGUUGGAGGAAGGCUUUCUGUCGGAUCUGGAAGACACAUUAUCGUCACCAGCGCUGUCUUCUCCUGUCUCACUCUCCAGUGCAGAAGAAGCUACUGGGUUUCCAUUACGUUCGCCGCCGCCGAGGCGUCGGAGUCAUUUCACUACGUCGCAUCCCGUAUCUCCUCGGAUGCCCAGCAAUCGGGCGUCCAGUAUGGUAUCGUCAGCGUCUUCCGUGGAAUCGCUUCGCAGCGGCGCUAGCCGUCUGUUGACGAUUCACCUCGAAAAAGCAGACUCCAUGAUCUGGCCUUCUCUGGUAAUAGGCCCAGUCUCAGAGGCCAUAUCACCUCCUGACACCUCUCGUUAUCCCUGGGCUCCGUCCGGCCCCACAGAAGCAUGUUUCAAUAUGGACCCGACAAGUCUCGUUCUGUUAGGACUCGAUCACUUCGACAUAAGAGAAGACAGGGAGGAAGCGUUCGAGUACUUUGUACGAGCUUGGCACCAGACUCAUAUCUCUUCAGCAACUAUCCGCCUCGCCACACACUACCUUCCACCGCACGCCGUUCCCCCGGAGCAGCUACAUACGCCGAGGGAUGCUCUGUCCACGCCUACAAGUUCUUCUGGCACCCAUCCACCGUCUCCAGAUACGACUCCGGUUGCGUCUGCUGCCUCGGUAUCUUACACCGAGCAAACUAUCUCUGCCUUCCGGGGAACAUUACCGUACUAUCUCGAGCGUAUUGGCGGUAGCGAGAAGCUUGCGCAGCUUUAUCUCGAAGCCGGACUUCUACACCUGGAGGGCUCGGCCUCGGGCUUGCUCAGCUCCUCUUAUGCCGGCCUGUCAUCGCUUCGCACGCCUACCCUGACGACCCACCCGGCGCUCCAUGUCGCUUCGCAUGCUGGCAUGCACCAUGAUGGCCCAGAAGCCUGGAGCCAGGACCAAGCGCAUGCCCGCCGACUCUUCAACCGUGCACGGGAGCUAAACCCAGCUCUGGACGUCCCGCUCCUGCCGACUUCGAACCCAAGCUCUGAACCUGACUCAGGGGACAACGUCAGCCCCGUGUUUGACGACACUCUGAAGCUAAAGAUGCCUGCGGUGAACGUGCAGGGCAGCUCGGACGAGAAACCGCGCCGGCGCCGGAAAAGAGAGGCGGAGGACCCGCUGGCUGCAAGCAUUACUUCCAAGUCAGCGAUGGAAGAUCCACUGGACAGGCAGGGGGAGGACAAUACGUGGUACUUGUAUCUACCAGGCCUAGUCGGCGCGGGCACCGCGUUGCUUGUUGUCGGGUUCUUGUCGUUCUCGUCUUGGAGGAAAGGACAGGGCACUUGAUUUAUUAUUCUGCCAUUAAUUUUUCAUUUCUCUGUAUCAUAUCUGGCAUGUACUCAUGGCCCUGGCAAUAUCCCUGGAAAUUUCUCAAUAUCG
Phanerochaete carnosa HHB-10118-sp is the source of this 1921-nucleotide messenger RNA. RefSeq lists its product as uncharacterized. The coding region runs from base 185 to 1828 and encodes 547 amino acids. Lineage: Eukaryota; Fungi; Basidiomycota; Agaricomycetes; Polyporales; Phanerochaetaceae. Gene Ontology annotation, biological process: protein folding. The record is from RefSeq and is a predicted model, not a curated record. The transcript has 6 exons. Gene Ontology annotation, cellular component: cytoplasm.